This is a messenger RNA of Oxyura jamaicensis (ruddy duck), 6466 nucleotides long. RefSeq names its product ubiquitin domain containing 2 (gene UBTD2). Gene Ontology annotation, molecular function: protein binding. NCBI's taxonomy places the organism in Eukaryota, Metazoa, Chordata, Aves, Anseriformes, Anatidae. The transcript has 3 exons. The coding region runs from base 146 to 793 and encodes 215 amino acids. The record is from RefSeq and is a predicted model, not a curated record.
GUCAAAGGGGACUGAAUUUCUGCAGGACAGAGACUGGAGGGAGACAUAGCUGUUCUCUGACCGCUUACAGGUUGUGGGACUUCUUCAGUUGUGCGUUCAAGAAAAGCAUCGAAGCAUUGGGUUAGGAGUUAGCAGCUGGAGAAGUAUGCGUUGUGCUUUUGCUCUUGGUCGGAAUCAACCCUUGAAAAAAGAGAAACCGAAAUGGAAAAGUGAUUAUCCCAUGACAGACGGACAGCUGCGCAGUAAGAGAGACGAGUUCUGGGACACUGCACCAGCUUUCGAAGGCCGCAAGGAGAUUUGGGAUGCCCUCAAGGCUGCUGCACACGCUUUCGAGAGCAAUGAUCAUGAACUGGCGCAAGCAAUCAUUGAUGGUGCAAACAUAACACUACCACAUGGUGCUCUUACGGAGUGUUACGAUGAACUGGGCAACCGGUACCAGCUCCCCGUCUACUGCCUCGCUCCCCCCAUCAACAUGAUCGAGGAGAAGGGCGACCUGGAGACUCUGGAUAUCCCGGACCCGCCGCCUAACUCGGGGCACGAAUGCCAGCUUCGUUUGCGCCUGUCCACAGGCAAAGACCUCAAACUGAUGGUCCGCAGCAUGGACACGGUGUACCACAUGAAGAGGAGGCUGCAUGCGGUGGAGGGAGUGGAGCCUGGCAGCCAGCGCUGGUUCUUCUCGGGCAGGCCACUCGCAGACAAAAUGAAACUGGAGGAGCUGAAAAUCCCAAAGGACUACGUGGUGCAAGUCAUCGUGAGCCAGCCCUUAGCGAACCCAACCCCGGUGGAAAACUGAUUUCUGCUUGUUUAUUGAUUCUUCUUUCCUCCAUCUCUGUCAUGGGAUUGGUUUUCACUGCCCUCUCUUCUUUCGGUUUGUCCUGCUAAUGGAUUGGUUCCAAGAAAUGACCAGCAAAAAUUCCAUCUGUGAUGGAGAUCUGCAAAAACAAAACAUAAAAAUGUAAACUGGCCUUUGGGGUUUGCCUGAUCUCGUAUUUAACACAACCAACAGCAAGCAGCACAGGGCAAGGGCAAAGAAAGGAGUGGGGAGGAGAAGGGAAAAGGGGGACAUGCAAAUGGGGGGGAAGAGGUGGUCUUUCACUUAAACAAUACAAAUAUGUAAUGAUUCUUAGAACUGUAAGUGGUGUCCUGAUCUACAGAGCAGGAGUAACACAGAGCACUUUUAUAAAAAAUAAAAAAUAAAUAUGAAAAUCAAUAUUCCAUAUCAGCACCACCUACAGUUCAUGCAAGACCUGCAGCUGCUCUGGGUAGGAGCCGCGCUGCGUGUCCAUGGGGAUCGUGUGUGGUUUGACCUAACUUACGUGCUUCGUCCGGGUGCUGCUGAGGCACCACGAGCCCUGGGUGGAGGAGCUGGGCUAGGGGCUCAGUCCCUGCCCCACGUGGGUGGCUCCUGGCGAUGCUCAGACCAAGCAAUUGUACAUUCCAAGGUGGCAACGCAGUCCUGUGCCAUUGCUGGCUCCAGCGCUGGGGACAUAGCCUGCCAGAGCCUUAGGCAAUAACUUCGUAAAUGUAUACUUUUGUGUACUGUACUGUAAACCCGCUACAAGACUGACUUAGCCUGAAGUUUACAGGCUGACUGGCACCCAAGUACGUGCCUGCCGCAUUACUGUAUGUCACUCAGAUCAUUAAAACAAGCGUUGAACAAGCUAGCUAAGGUGGGUGAUGCGCUGGUCUGCGAUUAAGGAUUAGCUGCAUGACCUUUGUCAAGUGGCACUGGUGUGCUCGCUCUAAUAGGUACAGGUUAAACUGCGGUUACACCCAAAUGUAACGGAUUGCAGCUUCCCCUGCUCGGUUCCUAGAGGGCACAAAGUGUGGAAAUAGUUAGGAGGACACAUGAGCACACGCAUCUCAGCUUUUCCUCUGAGUCUCAUUUGCAGCAGCAGCCUGUCUUCUAGAUCUGGUGAUCCUGUAGCCAGGACAGUUGGAGGUAUCCUCACCAACACGCGUCAGCAGCCCAGAGGAGCCCUUUUGGAAUACAAGAAGUCCUUUUCUAGUCUCAAAAUCUGAAUCAGAUGAGCAUAUCUGUGGGGGAAAGAACUUGAUGGUCACCUUGGUUAGAGAUGUGCUCGGUCCCUUGGCUGCUCUGCACCCUUGUCUGGCAAUGCCUUUGGUUGAGAUCAAAUUCCACGUUCCUUUUAAACUUGAUUGCUACUUGGCUUGUUUUUUUCAGCCAUUACUGAAAUUACUUUAUUUCUUCCGAAGUCUAAUGUCUAAUAUGCUGGUCAAGCUAAUCCUUUUUACUGGUUUCUGUCUUCCCUCUCUGAGUCUAGGGUCUAAACCUACAAUUGUCCCAACUCUUAGCCAUCUGCUAGUGAAACUGGUGGGUUUGGACUGAUGAUUGCUACCUGUUGCUACUUCAUUAAUGCCGUAGAACUCUGUUUCUCAGAAUCUAAUGGAGUUUCUUGCUCCACAAGCAUCAGUGUAGAGCCAGAAUGAGCUAAGGUCACGCAUGCAGUGUUGCAAGUCUUUCCCAACAGAUGGAAGCAGAUGCAAGAUUUACAUUGAUGUUGGUGCAGCCAGCUUCCACCUCUUGGCAAACCGAUCCACAUUCUCUGUGCAUUUCCCACUCUACCCCAAAUAAAUAUAGCUUUCAUUUUCAUCCCUGAGUUGUAUGCAAAGAGUUCCUGACAGCUCCUUAAACCCCAGUUCUGUACAGGAUGACUGAGGGGUAGUGGCAGAGAUGUGUAAAGGAAAAUUGGUUCUCUGUUCUCGUAAACACCCAAGUGACUUGGUUUUCUUUUUUCUUUUUGAAGAUGAAAACAAAGCUGAUUAAUAAUCUAGAACAAAAUUUUUCUUUUUCUUUUUUUUUUAAGACAAAUAUGAUUUAAUAUACUGGGGUUUUGCAGCCAGAUCUUUUGCAUUCCAGAGGAAAAAAUAUUUAUUUGAUAUAUAAACAACUCAAAAAUCUCUUGGAUUUUCACUGGUCAAAGGAUGGUUUUGUGCCAGGAAGACGCUACUUGUCUCAUAAGGCAUAAUUUAUAUCUUUGUAUAAAUGGCCUUUGCAAUGUCAUUACCUUCCUGCCCCUUCCGGAAAGGGGGGUGUGAGAUGGGCAGAAUUGUGAUAGCUGAUUAAGAAAGAGCAAAGCUGAAACCGGGAUGACAAUUCUGCAACUGCAAACACUAAAACACUAAGAUUUUUUGUAGAUUGCGCUUUGGAGAUUUAUUUUCCUUUUGUUCAGGCAGUUGUUACCAUGUCCUGGUUUUGAGAUGAGAGCUCCUUCUCUCCUUCCUCCCCCUCUUAGAAAAGCAUCAAUCAUGUUACGCUGUAACAGGUUACCGUGUUUUAUAUCAACUGUUUUAUGGGGGGGAGCAAGGCGAUGAUCUGAAGGCUGUGUCAUAAGUGAGCUUUGAGGAGAACAGAGACCUGGUUUAUGAAGAUGCCCUGUUCUCUGAUAACCUCUCUCCUCUCCUGUCCAGUAAGUACAUAGUUAAACCUGAAAUAAAUGGUAAAAUGCAUUUACAGAUGGAAGUGAAGAGGAGAUUAAUUUCUUUAUAAAAUGGCAGAUGUGCUAAGCACGUACCCUACUGGAACCAAAUUGUACAAGAUUUGUAUUAGGAAAGAAUUCAAAGUUUCCAAAGUAUAUAUUAUAAAAGUCAGUAACGAAAGCAUACAGCAUGUUGACUGACAUAUCCCUUGUACAUACCUGAAGGCUGCAGUAUGCAUCGAAGCAGUCAUUGCUGUCUCUGUGAAAUUCCUUGUCCUUUGAGGUUGUCUUCAGUGCAAGUGCAGGGGACCAGGCUGGGGCUCCUGCAGGACUCGUGACCGUUCCCGGAGCGGGGAGGAAGGGAGGGAGGCUUUAAGCGCAGAGCAGAGGAGGCACGGCUGAGGCAAGACUAAUGAAGAACCAAAAUGUCAUUUAGCUUGCAGGACCAGGUGCAGGUCUGCAUGUGGCUGCUCACCUGGAGGGGAUGGAGAGAAGCCUGCUGGCGGUGCUGCACCUCUGUAGCACGGGCAUACGCUCAGCUGUAAGCUCGGUGCUGCUGGCAGCCUGGCCUCUGCUGGUUUUUGGCACGUUGAUUGGUGUGGUGUCCUGGGCAGAACUGAAGUAACACAGCGGAUUUGUGAUGCACGCAGCCAUGAACAGCAAUGCCAAGUGCUGACGAGAGGAGUAAUAGGAUUUUCUUUUUGUUUUGUUAGACCCAUCAGCCCUUUGUGUCAUUCCUGAUUAAUUCUGGCCGUGAACUCAUGCCAGUAGAGUACAUUUUUUUGCCAUGUCACUGACAGGUCUGUUUGACAUGCUUCAGAGUUUUAUACUCUGUUGUUGCUUCUGCCUGGCCCAGAAGUAGUAAACCAGUGAAAGCCCACGCUCCUGCACAGCCUGAGAGGCAGAGAGGCACGAACGUUGCAGAACCUGCUGGGGAGCUCCAGGAAAGCCUCGGAUGCUGUAGGUACGUUGCAAAAGGAUGCUUCAGGUCAUCCUCCACAGUCAAGUGACAGCACUCCUGCAGAGCAUCCAGCACCCAAAAGCUUGAUUCACUUUUUGUGCUUUUCUGUUUAUUGGUGUUUUCUACAGAAAACAUAGCAGGGAACAGCUGCUCUGUGAAACCUCUUCUUAGUUUUCUGAGAGCCUUUUCUUCUCUAGAGCUUGGAAAACUAAUUGACGUGAAUGAUCAUUGUAACGAGUUGUUGUUUUUUUUUUUAAUAGCCACACAAAUGCUAAAAGCAGCAACAACAAAACUAAAAAAAGAAAACUCAUCCCAGGAGCAACCAGACAAACCCACAACACCUCUUUGCCUUUCACAGAAAACUCACAAGUUGGGGAGGAGAGGAAAGGGAUCCGUUGAUGCCACAAGGCAACACGUGCCAUGUGCGUAACACUUAGCAAACCAGGUGGCCAAGUGAUAAAAUAUUGCUGUAGUAUGACAUGCUUCUGCAUAUAUAUCUAUCGUUAGUAAAUAAUAUAAAAACUUCAAAAAUGCUAUUAAAAAUCCUAGUUUGUUACAAUGGUGGGAUGCUUUUAGCCAUGGAGUUUUGAAAGCAUUUUAGCUGUGUAAGUGUUGACGAAUUGAAUGCUGUACAUUUCUAUCUUCUUCAGAAACAAAAGUGGUAGCUACAUUUCUGACUCUUGAUCUGUAUUUUACAAGCUGUUUUUUUAUGUCACUGUAAAUACGUUCAAGACCCUGCACCUUAUGCAGAGAAUGUUUACGGUUUUUUUUAAAGAAAAAAAAGUUAAGAUUUUUGUUGGCUUUUUCACUCUGCUGCUCAGACCUUGUUAUGUUGAAAUAAAAGCAGUCUCUGUUAGAAAGGGGCUUUUUUCUUUGCCCUUGACCACUUCCUCCGUACGUCAGGCUCCCUCCUGGAUGACGGCUGGCAGCUCCUGGACGGCUCGCACCCUCUUGGAGCAGGGCGCAGAGGUACCUAGAGAAAGGAGUUUUUGAACACUUGCUUUGGGUGGGUGGGGGUGAGCUUUGUACGCUCUGCAAACUUUCUUGGGAGAAAAAAGAAAUACAACAAAACCUUCAAACCCCCUAGAUGUUGGUGAUCUGCCUUGCAAGCUCUAGGAAGUCUUUGAGUUAAACUUUUCAGCAGCUGUGCUUCUGUCUUCUCCCAAAGAAGAUGAAUGUCCUACUGUUAUAUCUGCAGCUACAAACACUUCUGUUGGUUAACGACUGUAUAUACAAGUCUGCCUGCUUUAAGACUUUCAUUUUCAUCAAGUGUUUUUGAUUGUUCUGCUCUGCAAACGGCUCUCCUCUUCCAUAUUUCAUUUAGACACUCCGUAGCCGCAUGUGUGUUGCUCUUGUUCCUAGGAGAUGGAGCUAUUGCUCUCCUUCCACGGGAGACGUGUACAUGCCACCGAACCUCCAAAAUUCAAAUAGUUGGAAGAAGAGAUGUGUUAACCAGCGGGCUUCUUCUGUGGACUUGGAAACCUUUAAUAAACGUGUCCACUGGACUGUCCCCGAAGAAGUAUGUUUCUGUCCUUCAAGCAGGACCACUUGUUGGGUAUUUAUCUGGUAGAACUCUGUAUUUGUAUAUUUUACAGACGAUGACCAUUUGAUCAGAGCCAUGGGGCAAACAGAGAACUUAAAAUCCUGACUCCUGCCUUAAAACUCCUAGUUCAUCUUGAGCUCCAAAAAUUCUGCACCUGCUUGUUUCAAAGUCCCUUUUUCCGUAGGAAAUUUGAAUCCAGUUAAAGGCUGGAGACGAUUUAAGGAAAUUGAAAUCAAAUUAAAUUUUAGCUGAUGUCUUUAUUAAAAUAACUAACUGGUCUUGUAUUAAAAACCCUGUUUGUGCCUCUCAAGUCCAGGGAAUGUUUAAAAAGUGGAGGUGGCUUUUGAGCAAUGAUUGAAAUUACUGCAUUAGCUGGAGAUCUGUAAGCCACUUGCUUUCGUAUGUUCUGAGCAAGAGACUUAGGUUUGUGUCCUCUCUGCCUCAUGGUAAUGGCUUUCAAAGAUGGCUGGUACCAUCAAAUUUGUACUUCUUGAAUAAAUAUCUUCAUUUUUAUGGUAAAAA